Messenger RNA from Mirounga angustirostris (Northern elephant seal), 2720 nucleotides. RefSeq names its product spermatogenesis and centriole associated 1 (gene SPATC1). The record is from RefSeq and is a predicted model, not a curated record. Gene Ontology annotation, molecular function: protein kinase A regulatory subunit binding. Lineage: Eukaryota; Metazoa; Chordata; Mammalia; Carnivora; Phocidae. The coding region runs from base 530 to 2578 and encodes 682 amino acids. Gene Ontology annotation, biological process: spermatogenesis. The transcript has 6 exons. Gene Ontology annotation, cellular component: centrosome.
GCAGUCAGAGAACGGAGGUGUGGGCACAGAGGGCUGCCAUGGGGGACUUGGAAUAGGGGAACCUGAGUCACCAGAGAUGGAAAGUCCAAGCUAUAGAGAGCCAGGUGCUUGGACAAGGGAGCCCCUAGGCCGGCAGUCAGAGAAAGGCUUUGAGCACCUGGGUUGGAAAAAAGUAGGGCCAGUGUCCAGUAUGGAAGGUAGAAUGUCCCCAGGAGAAGACUGACAGGCUAAAUCCAGGUGUGCGCGACCUCCCAAGGAGAGGGCCCCCUGGCCAGGAAGGGGCGCGAUAAGUUUCCAUUCAACAGGACUUCUCUGGUCACCUACCUGCUGUGCCCCUGGGCCCUUUGCUGGCUGCUGGGGACGUGCCCAACCCCCAGCCUCACUGUAAAGUGAGCCAAACAGAGCCAGCAGCUACCAGCACAGAGCUGGGUAAGCGCCGCAGUAGAGACAUGGCCGGGGAAGCCUGGAGAGCAGAGGGGAGCUUGCUGGGGCGGCAGGAAGCCGGACAGAGCGGGCACCUGCAGAGUGAAUGUGGCCCAACAGAGGAAGCGUCCGUGCAUUCCAGGCCAGGGCAGGACCUGGGCACAGCCUGGAGGCAUGGAGAGCAGAGAGGGCAAGGAGGAGGGCACAGCCUCUGACCUCACAAUACCCAGAGCCCACUGGGCCCGCCUUGCAACCUGCAAACUCCGGCGCCCUCCUCCAACCCGGGCAAGGCCCGGGGCCCUGGGCAGCCUCCAGGUGCAGCGCCCUCCCUUGGGCGGCACCCAUCCUGCUGCCCCAGGGCAUGUCUCUACUCACCAAUUAUGAGGGGCUUCGGCAUCAGAUCGAGAGGCUGGUGCGGGAGAAUGAGGAGCUGAAGAAGCUGGUACAGCUCAUUCGGGAGAAUCACGAGCUCAAGUCGGCGAUCAAGACACAAGCGGGUGGCCUGGGCAUCAGCGGGUUCAGCUCGGGGCUUGGCGAGGCGGCGGCCAGCCCUCCUCAACGCCCGGGAAACUGUGUCUUCCUGCCCCCGUCCCCGACAGCCACAAAUGAGCCUAUCCUGGAUGAAAUGGGGAUUAUGACUCUGGCGCCCCUGGCCGACAUGCUGAACAGCCCACAGCCCAGCCCCGCAGCAGGCGCCAUCAUGAACCCCCUGAUGGGCCCCCUCAACACACUGCUCCCUGGACCAGGGUCCAUGUCACAGAGCAUCCCGCUCACCAGCCUCCUGACCAGCCCCCUGAGCAGCCACCUGACUGGCCCCAUGGCAGUGUCCCCGGGGGGCACACUGACCAGCUCCCUGGGUCUGCCUUCAACUGGCCCCCUGAGCAGCCAUGUGACUGGCCCCAUGGCAGUGUCUCCAAGCAGCCCCCUGAUGGCCCCUAUGACAGGCACAGUGGCCGUCUCUCUGAGCAGCCCUCUGCUCACCUCCAUGGCUGCUCCUCUAGGUGUUUCUCAGAACCUUCUGGCCAACCCCAUGAGCAAUCUGGUGCUGUCGGAGGCCCCGAGGGUGCGGCUGUCAGAGCCGCUCCGAGGAUGCCCCUCCAGACCCCAUCCCUCAGCUGGAGCAGGGCCUGCCGCCACCACCAAAGUCCCAAUCUCCACUGAGCAUCCCCAGCCGACCCAGGACCUGGAGCCCUUCAGCAUGACAUUUGUGGGCUCACCCAUCCAGGCCUCCACCCCUAUCGGGACUAGGGGCACGCCUGGCCCCAUUACCACCUUUUCCUACAGCAGCUCAGACGCCCAGACCCAGCCCAGUGCCCCUAAGGGACAAGCAGUUCCUGUAUCUGUCCCCACCACCCCACCUGUCUCUCCAACUGCCACAGUCCUCGUCCCUAUCCCUACUCCCGCCCCCCAAGCUACCACCAACUACACCCCCUCGAGCACCACCCACAUUGUCCAGUGCCCCCCCCAGUCUCCCACCCGGCCACACCACUCCCCCACCCAGCCCUCGCCCACCCCCCACUCCCCUCCACGAAACCCCCACUCCCCGCCCCGAACCUCAUCCUCCCCGGCUACAGUCAACGACACCCGGGGUCCACGUGGCGCAGAGACAUCUCGGAAAAGCAUCCUAGAGUUGGAACGGAAGCUAGCCCACCGAAAGACCAGCAAGUUCCCUGAGAGCCCCCGAGAGUCAAAGCAGGUAGUCUGGGAGAGGCUGGUGGGGGAGAUUGCCUUCCAGCUGGACCGCAGGAUCCUGUCCAGCAUCUUUCCUGAGCGCGUGCGUCUCUACGGCUUCACUGUCUCCAACAUUCCAGAGAAGAUCAUCCAGGCCUCCCUGAACCCCCGCGACCACAAGCUGGAUGAGGAGCUGUGCCAGACACUCACACAGCGCUACGUGAGCAUCAUGAACCGGCUACAAAGCCUGGGCUACAACGGGCGGGUGCACCCAGCACUGACCGAGCAGCUGGUGAAUGCCCACGGCAUCCUGCGAGAGAGGCCGGAGCUGGCUGCCUCGGAAGGCGGCUCCUACACCAUGGACUUCCUGCAGCGCGUGCUGGUGGAGAAUGUGCACCCCAGCAUGCUCUCGGACGCGCUGCUGCUACUCUCCUGUCUCAGCCAGCUGGCGCACGACGACGGCAAGCCCAUGUUCAUCUGGUGACCCCGCUGGGCGGCCCGGGUCCGCCCCGCCCCGCGCCCCGCCGGGUGCAAAGCCAUUAAAGCUUCCCACAGACGCUGGCCUCUGGGCCCGGGCUCGGUGGUGCGCACCUCCGGGGUGGCUGGCCAGCUCCUCACUCCCCUGC